Molecule: messenger RNA, 1173 nt
Organism: Microthlaspi erraticum
Lineage: Eukaryota; Viridiplantae; Streptophyta; Magnoliopsida; Brassicales; Brassicaceae
Source: the annotation of a GenBank genome assembly
AUGGAGCGUCUAAGCCUUCCGAUGGAUUUGGCAGAAGACAUACUCUCAAGGGUUCCGGCUAAAACUGUAGCACGAUUGCGAUCAACAUCGAAACAUUGGGAAGCUCUAUUGAAAUCUGGGAGCUUUGCUAAGACGCACUCUGCUAAUGCACCAAAGGAGAAGCCUCUGAUUAUCAUGUUGAUGGAUUUUAGGGUUUAUCUUGUGAGCAUGGAUCUCCGUGGAAUGCACGAAAACAAUGUUGCUCCAUCUUUUAAGAUAGCAGCUGAGCUCUAUUUGAAAGAUCCCCUUUGUAAUUCUUCUUCACAAGUCGAUAUACGUAACGUAUUUCACUCGGACGGCUUAUUGCUAUGCACCACCAAAGACAAUAAUCUCGUGCUUUGGAAUCCAUGUUCCGGGGAUACCAAGUGGAUUAAACCUAGAGACAGAUACAAGGAAUCAGACUACUUUUCUCUCGGUUACGACGACAAGAAAUCCUCCUGCAGGCAAUACAAAAUCUUGAGGGUGGAUCGUCAAGACGAUGCUAGGCCAAUCAAGAACGAGUACGAGGUUUAUGACUUGAGCUCGAAUUCGUGGAGAGUUCUUGGUGUGGCUACUGAUUGGUUUUUAGCAGCACAUCGCCGUGGCAUAUCUGUGAAGGGGAUUACUUAUUGGGUUGCUCUUGAUAUUACUCAAGCUGAUCAAGCUCGUGAGUUCUUACUAAGUUUUGAUUUUUCAACAGAGAGAUUUCAUAGUCUGUCUCUUGCUCUUCCUCAUCCGUUUCCUUUUAAGAAUGCGUCUUUAUCAGUGGUUGGAGAAGAGCAGCUUUAUCUGUUAGGUACUGAUCUCAAAUUAUGGGACACGGGAUAUAUUGGCUUGAGUAGUUUCCAAGCAUGGGUACUGUCAGCUAGUACCGUAUGGAGCAAGUCACUAGAAGUGGAAGGCUAUAAAAGGUACAAGUUUUCUGAUGGGAUGAGUUUUUUGGUAGACGAGCAGACCAAAGUUGUAAUGUAUUUGAGCCCCAACAACAUGUUGCACAUCGUGGGGGGAAAUAAACACAUCCAAGUCGAUGAUCUCGUUGGAGAUUCUACAUGCAUGUCAUCUUGCUCAGUUCUUCUCAAUUAUGUUCCAAGUCUGGCUCAAAUCUUACAAGGUUCUCUUCCAAGAGGAAACAAAAGGAAAGCACCAAGCACGUGA